GUCAUCUCCGUUGGUCCACUUCAGCUAAAAGCGGCCAUAUAAACAGUGCAGCGCAGACACCAGACACUUGCCCUGAGGCUGUGAAGAGACUGUCCCAUCGCACCCUUCCCGUUGCUGGAUGUCCUGUCCGCCCUCACCUGUUCUCUUCAGGGUCCAGCUGCAUCAAACGCCUCUUCCAGGACACUCCUGGUAGGAGGACGAUCCAUUGGGAUAGUGUGAGAGGAGAGAGGGUGCCGAAAUGGAUGACAUCUUCACUCAGUGCCGUGAAGGCAACGCGGUAGCCGUUCGCCUCUGGCUGGACAACACAGAGAAUGACCUAAACCAGGGGGAUGAUCACGGCUUCAGUCCGUUGCACUGGGCGUGCCGCGAGGGCCGUUCGGGUGUUGUGGAUAUGCUCAUCAUGAGAGGUGCUCGUAUCAAUGUGAUGAACCGCGGCGACGACACACCCCUGCACCUGGCAGCGAGCCAUGGCCAUCGUGACAUUCUGGCCAAGCUGAUUCAGUGUAAAGCAGAUACCAAUGCGGCAAACGAGCACGGAAACACCCCUCUACAUUAUGCCUGCUUCUGGGCCCACGAUCAGGUGGCGGAGGAUCUGGUCAGUAAUGGAGCUCAGGUGAGCAUCUGCAACAAGUAUGGAGAAACUCCAAUGGACAAGGCCAAACCACCGCUUGCAGCAAAUCUAAAAGACCUGGCAGAGAAACAAGGACAGAGCCUGUCAAAAGUCCCUUACAAGGACAAUUUCUGGAAAGGAACAACUCGAACACGACCACGUAAUGGCACACUAAACAAGCAAGCUGGCAUAGAUUAUAAGCAGCUUAACAUGCUGAACAAGAUCAACGAGAACCACUCCGGCGAGCUGUGGAAGGGCCGCUGGCAGGGCACAGAGAUUGUGGUCAAGAUGCUGCAUGUGCGGGAAUGGACCACCAGAAAGAGCCGAGACUUUAAUGAGGAGUACCCUAAACUAAGAAUCUUCUCUCACCCAAACGUGUUGCCCGUGUUGGGGGCGUGUCAGUCUCCACCUGCCCCUCACCCAAUCAUCAUCACACACUCUAUGCCCUACGGUUCCCUCUACAACUUGCUGCAUGAGGGCACCAACUUAGUAGUGGAUCAAAACCAGGCUGUGAAAUUUGCUCUGGACAUUGCCUGUGGAAUGGCUUUCCUACACACUCUUGAGCCCAUGAUCCCCCGCCAUUAUCUCAACAGCAAGAGUGUCAUGAUUGACGAGGACAUGACGGCCAGGAUAAGCAUGGCAGAUGUAAAGUUGUCAUUUCAGUGUCCUGGCAGGAUGUACUCUCCUGCAUGGGUGGCACCUGAAGCUCUGCAGAAGAAGCCAGAGGAGAUUAACCGGCGCUCAGCUGACAUGUGGAGCUACGCCGUGCUGCUCUGGGAGCUGGUGAGCAGAGAAGUGCCGUUUGCUGACCUCUCAAACAUGGAGAUCGGCAUGAAGGUGGCGCUAGAGGGACUACGGCCCACCAUCCCACCCGGCAUCUCCCCUCACAUCUGCAAACUCAUGAAGAUCUGCAUGAACGAAGACCCUGCAAAGAGGCCCAAAUUCGACAUGAUCGUGCCCAUUCUGGAGAAGAUGCAAGACAAAUAACCACACUGCACAACACUGACUUCACAGUAUUGCCUUAAAGAGAAAGCUCGCUCAAAAAUGAACACAAACACAAUAUUACCUAACAGAUUUAGGUAAAGAAAGAAGGUCUUUUGAAGAAUGUUGGAAGCCGGCAGCCAUUGACUUCCAUAGUAGGGAAAAACAAAUACCAUGGAAGUAAUUGGCUACGAAUUUCCAACAUUCUUCAAAAUAUCUUCUCUAGGUAAGUAAAUGAUAAUUGAGGUUUUAUUUUUGAGUGAACUGUCUCUUUAAAUUUCACCACUCACCAAAGUGCUCUAUGCCACUGUAAGUCCUCUGCUACAGAAAGAAAGAACGCUUUGUGGAAGUGCUGUUGAACAUUUUUAAAAAGCCACGUUCUCACUAUCCUCUAUAUUCUUAUAUGCAAUCAUUGAAAAUGGUGCGCGUGUUUGUGUGUUCAUCAGCCUUUACGUGCUCUCAGGAGCGUUUACAGAGAAACACUCCUCUCAAAACCUCUUUUCUAUAGCCAUUAAACAGGAAGUGGCGGCAGUGAAUGUACAGUAAAUAUAAUGUCAGCUAACCACUCCAAACAUCCGCAUCUUUUCGCCAUUUCUGUCCACUUUGCUUUUUCAAAGGAGUCCUUUUAUUAGUUGAUGUGUCCGUUAUUAGUAUUUAAAGCAUCCUGCCAUUGCAUUUACAGUUGCAGAUUGUUCCUGAUUGCAAAAGUCAGAUUUAUUUGCAUUAAAAAAUAUAUAAAACAGUGCAAUAAUGCAUAAGCUAAUGCCAUUUUAUGCCUUGUCAUGUAAAAAAAUUAAUUAAUAACCAAAAUAAGAAGUGCCCAGAAUAUCAUGAUUGUAUUGUCCCUUUCAUAGCAAGGAGAUUCAUGUUAUGAACACCCGUUACAUUAGAUUAGGUACCGUAAAUGCAAAAAAAUAAAGGAGACAUUUACACACAUCACAUUAAAUGUGAGAAGUCAUGUGCCACAUAUAUCAUGGGUCAGUUUUCGCAUCCCAUAAAUUGAUUUAGAUUCAUGCAUGAUUUCUGUUUUGUAACUAACACGCAUCCCGCUCCUCAUUGUACAUGUCAAGCAUGUCAUGUGCUGAAACGUCUGAGAGAUUUUUAUACUGUAUACAUAUAUAUGUGUUUUUUUUUGUUUCAUGGGUGGUUCGUUCUGCAGCCCAUGAGCACUUUUGCUUUUCUGAACACUACAUCUAUUUACUUCCUUCUGCUCUCAGUGUUCCUCUUUUCAAUUUGCCAGUAUGCAAUAGGAAACCAAGAGACGAAAACAAGCAUACUUGACAUGCAUAAUUGUAUCUUUUUGUUUUAAUUAUUAUUAUUUCACAGUGUUUCUUUUUGCGUUUUGAAAAGAAGACAAACAGACUGAUUUUCUAACUUAUGCUCCGUUUUCUGACCCUGUGAGGUUUUUAAUGAACGUUCAUGUGGCUUUUCUUCAGUCUUUAUUUUGGAGAUUUGGGCUGUUUAUAUUUUAUUCCUGAUAACUAAAGUUUACUAAAGGAAAAUAAGAACAAAAUAAAAAUGUUUUGGCCAUG
Messenger RNA from Danio rerio (zebrafish), 3123 nucleotides. It is a transcript of the gene ilk, whose product is annotated as integrin-linked kinase. NCBI's taxonomy places the organism in Eukaryota, Metazoa, Chordata, Actinopteri, Cypriniformes, Danionidae. The record is from RefSeq and is marked provisional. Gene Ontology annotation, molecular function: ATP binding; protein kinase activity. Gene Ontology annotation, biological process: integrin-mediated signaling pathway; anatomical structure morphogenesis. Gene Ontology annotation, cellular component: lamellipodium; cell cortex; plasma membrane.